GCAUAUAGGGCAGAGAUGCUGAGGAGGGACACCAGCAGGAGAACAACAGGUUAGUGCCGCACAGUGCGGAGGGUUACAUGCGGACAGACCGCACACUAACUCAGAGAGUGAAGAGGAGCUGGUGAAAGGUGCCAAAACCACCUGAUGCUGCAGUCUAAUCUGGACACCUGGGACUGAACACACACACACACACUCACAGGCGGCCGACAUGGCAUCAGACCCGCCCAUCUUGACGGAGCAGCAGGAGCUGCAGAGGAGAGCCAAUCAGGUCACAGAUGAGUCCCUGGAGAGCACGAGGCGCAUGAUGCAGCUAGUUGAGGAGAGUAAAGACGCUGGGAUCAGAGCUGUGGUCAUGCUGGAUGAACAAGGAGGUAACCAGCUCUGUUUGAUUCUGCUUUCAGCCGUCUUCAGUGUUUUUCUCAGCUGUAACACAGAAAGGUUGCUGCUUCCAGGGCAGAGGGUCGGUAUCGUUGCACUGCUUCAGUAUUUAGGAUAUCUGCCCUGAGACUUAGUGAGAGUUUGCUUCUCACAACACAAUCACCAGAAAAAAAGCAUUGCAUUGUGCUGCAGACCUUGGAUAUUUCAUAUUUGUAUGUUAUCAUGUUGCAUAUAUGUUGAAACUUAACCCAUCAACAACACUCAGAUUAACAUGUGGUUAGAUUUAGGCACAGGAAGCACCUGGAUAUGACCAGGAAAAGAUCAGGUUUUGUUUUUAAAUUCCCCAGUUUUGGUGUCACAGUUUUGGCAGGAAACAGAGCCAUUUAUUGUAAAAACAAAACAAAAAAACCCAGCAGCUUUUUGAGGCUCUGUCAUGGCAGGAAAUACAGUGGUGUCAACAGCUUUUCAUGGCAUUAAGCCCGGUGGGAAAACAGAUGUAUGCCGCUGGAAAACAGCCAUGUGUUGCUAAAAGAACACCCAUGUUUGUGAGCAUAAAAGCUGCUGUAAUAUAAGCCAUGCAUUACUCAAAACACCCAGAAUAUAUAUAUAUAACCCUAACCCACAUUUUGGAGCUUGAAAGCUGCUAGAAAAACACCCAUGUUUUGGAGCUAAAAAGACAUUGGAAAAACAGCCACUGCUCACUAAAUCCACCCACAUUUCAAUGCUUAAAAGCCGCUGGAAAAACAGCCAUGGGGCACUAAAAACACCCAGGUUUCUGCACUAAA
This is a messenger RNA of Epinephelus lanceolatus (giant grouper), 1163 nucleotides long. The record is from RefSeq and is a predicted model, not a curated record. Lineage: Eukaryota; Metazoa; Chordata; Actinopteri; Perciformes; Serranidae.